Molecule: messenger RNA, 1664 nt
Organism: Charadrius vociferus (killdeer)
Lineage: Eukaryota; Metazoa; Chordata; Aves; Charadriiformes; Charadriidae
Gene: SERINC3
Product: serine incorporator 3
Exons: 9
Coding region: 127-1380 (417 amino acids)
Cellular component (GO): membrane
Source: RefSeq, a predicted model, not a curated record
AUUCCCUGUCUGUGCAGCGGUGCCUCGUGUUUACUGUGCCGAUGUUGUCCUAACAGCAAGAACUCAACAGUGACACGCCUUAUCUAUGCCUUCCUCCUCCUCCUCAGUACUGUUCUUGCCUGCAUUAUGCUGGCACCGGGAAUGGAACAGCAGCUGAAAAAGAUACCUGGAUUUUGUGAUGAAGGGCUUCAUACUCGGAUACCACAUAUGAAUGGCUUUGUCAGCUGCGAUGUAUUUGUUGGUUAUAGAGCUGUCUAUCGAAUCAGCUUUGCCAUGGCAGUGUUCUUCUUUCUCCUCUCUCUGCUCAUGAUACAAGUGAAAACAAGUAAUGAUCCAAGAGCUUCAGUACACAAUGGGUUCUGGUUCUUCAAAAUAGCUGCCAUUGUGGCUAUCAUGGUUGGAGCAUUUUACAUUCCUGAAGGGCCUUUCACAACAGCUUGGUUUGUUAUUGGUAUUUUUGGAGCUGCCAUCUUUAUUCUUAUCCAGCUGGUGCUUCUUGUGGACUUUGCUCACUCCUGGAAUGAGAGCUGGGUUCAAAAAAUGGAGGAGGGAAAUUCUAAAUGUUGGUAUGCAGCUCUGCUGUCCUGUACAAGCUUGUUCUAUGCCUUGUCGCUGAUUUUUGUUGUGCUCUUCUAUGUUUUCUACACAAAGCCUGAUGACUGCACUGAGAACAAGUUCUUUAUAACCAUUAAUAUGAUCCUGUGCAUUGCUGUCUCCAUUGUUUCUGUCCUUCCAAAAGUUCAGGAACGUCAUCCUCGCUCUGGCCUCCUCCAGUCCUCUGUGAUCACACUGUACACCAUGUAUCUCACUUGGUCGGCCAUGUCCAAUGAGCCUGAACGAAGCUGUAACCCAAGUUUGCUGAACAUUAUUAUCCAGGUAGCUACACCCACAAUUGUUCCGCCAAAUACCACUGUUGUACCUGCUACUCCAGCUCCGCCCAAGUCCCUACAGUGGUGGGAUGCCCAGAGUGUUGUUGGAUUGGUUAUCUUUGUCCUUUGCCUCUUGUAUUCCAGCAUUCGCUCUUCAAGUAACAGCCAGGUGAACAAGCUGACACUGUCUGGGAGUGACAGUGCCAUUCUGGAGGACACUGUGGGAACAGGCAGCGGGGCUGCAGAGGAAGGAGAAGUACGCCGUGUCAUGGAUAACGAGAAGGAUGGUGUUCAGUACAACUACACCUUCUUUCACUUCAUGCUCUGUCUUGCCUCUCUUUACAUCAUGAUGACACUCACAAACUGGUACAGCCCUGAUGCAGAUUUUAAAACAAUGACAAGUAAGUGGCCAGCCGUGUGGAUGAAGAUAGUGUCCAGCUGGCUUUGUCUCCUUCUCUAUCUUUGGACCCUAGUGGCUCCUCUUGUCCUUACUAACAGGGACUUCAGUUAAAUUACUGCAGCUGUCUGAUCUUACAAAAGUGGGGAGCUUUUUGCUGAAAGCCAAAAUGUUCAUGUAUUGCUUUAGUUACACUGUCUGUUAACUGUUUCUUAUGUUAAUAUUAACAUGCAGGUGGAUAGAAAGUUAUGUAUUGUGUAAUGCUUGGUGCAGGGUCAAAAUUGUUAUCAGUUAUCCUUCUAUUUUAACCUUCAGUCAUAGUUAUCUUAUUACUACAUUUUUAAAACUCACUAUAUCUGUGCUGUCAAAGCACAAAAUACCUGUUCUGUCCAAUAACC